This is a messenger RNA of Rhizoctonia solani, 747 nucleotides long. Its product is annotated as dihydroxyacetone kinase. Bases 1 to 747 code for a protein of 248 amino acids. The transcript has a single exon. Lineage: Eukaryota; Fungi; Basidiomycota; Agaricomycetes; Cantharellales; Ceratobasidiaceae. The record is from RefSeq and is a predicted model, not a curated record.
AUGACCAAAGUGAUGCGGCAUGGCGGCUACCGGUCCAAAGCUCUUUCGGCACGACAAGAUCUAAAAGUUUUAUCCUAUAUAAACUGGGGCAGGGUACUCCACUCUCGUCAACUCGCCGCUGACUGCCCCCGCACUGCACACUCGACCCGCACCAACCCUUAUAUUGGGCUUUUAAUUUCAGACAUGCAUACCAUCGCUCGUGCCUCAUCCUUUGCAUCUCUUCCCUCGGGAUCUAAUAGCGCAUUGACAUACCCUUAUCAUCAUCAACCACCACCAUUUGGACGCUCGAAUCAUUCUCAGAGUGCGCCAUCCACGCCAUCGGAGCAGUUCCCACCACCCGUCAUGCCCAAUUUCGGUCCAUCUAUCGAGGUAGCAACCGCUCAACCCACUACUCAGCCGAGCCCACCUAGUACUCCGGCUCGCGGUUGUCUCAAGGCGCCAAGCAAAGAAUUUACUACCAAAUCCGAGCCUGAAGUCCAAAUCAUUUCUCCAACUUCUGGGCGGCAUGCGCCGGGAAUUCACGCUGGUGCUGGUGACGGCAGCACCCGACGACGUCCCAAUAUGAAGUUGGAAAGACUCCCGAGCAGCGCAAUCGCCCGAAUCCAGUUGGCUGAAGGUGUGGAGCCGCAUGCGCACGGCGGGAAAAACGCCACCAAUUCUGGAGGGAAAGGGAAAUGCAAGGAGCGAGUUCCUACGCCGUACGUAAAGUCGGACAAGACGGGAUGGUUAUCAGACGGUGAAGAGUAG